Helianthus annuus (common sunflower) is the source of this 557-nucleotide messenger RNA. RefSeq names its product histone H4. The record is from RefSeq and is a predicted model, not a curated record. The transcript has a single exon. Bases 65 to 376 code for a protein of 103 amino acids. Gene Ontology annotation, molecular function: DNA binding; structural constituent of chromatin; protein heterodimerization activity. Gene Ontology annotation, cellular component: nucleosome. NCBI's taxonomy places the organism in Eukaryota, Viridiplantae, Streptophyta, Magnoliopsida, Asterales, Asteraceae. Gene Ontology annotation, biological process: nucleosome assembly.
ACACUCUCCCACACCUUCAAAUUCAUCAAAUCACCACUAAAUCUCAAAUCAGCGUUGUUGAAGAAUGUCAGGCCGUGGUAAGGGAGGAAAGGGGCUGGGCAAGGGCGGAGCAAAGCGUCACCGAAAGGUUCUCCGAGAUAACAUUCAGGGGAUCACGAAGCCGGCGAUCAGGAGGCUGGCGAGAAGAGGAGGAGUGAAGAGGAUCAGUGGGUUGAUCUAUGAGGAGACUCGUGGUGUGUUGAAGAUCUUCUUGGAGAAUGUGAUUCGUGAUGCGGUUACAUACACUGAGCAUGCUCGCAGGAAGACGGUCACUGCCAUGGAUGUUGUGUAUGCACUUAAGAGGCAGGGGAGGACACUCUAUGGAUUUGGAGGUUGAAAUUGUUAGCUUUUAUGUUUUGUUGUUUUGGUUAGGGUUAUGUGUAAAUUGAAAGUUUCGUUAACGAAGGGUUCGCUUGUUAUGAUCAAUGUUCUUUUGUUUGACUGUUGAUUGUUUUGAUAAUUGUGUUGAAGGCACUGCAGCUCAAUUUGAAAUCAAUUCAAUAAUCAGCGUUCAGCUA